This is a messenger RNA of Cryphonectria parasitica EP155, 918 nucleotides long. RefSeq lists its product as uncharacterized. The transcript has a single exon. Lineage: Eukaryota; Fungi; Ascomycota; Sordariomycetes; Diaporthales; Cryphonectriaceae. The coding region runs from base 1 to 918 and encodes 305 amino acids. The record is from RefSeq and is a predicted model, not a curated record. Gene Ontology annotation, cellular component: nucleolus. Gene Ontology annotation, molecular function: rRNA (adenine) methyltransferase activity.
AUGGGAGCCAACAAGAAAAAGAAGCCCAAGCUCAGGUUGGCAGCCGGACGCCCGCCUAUCACUCAGAAGCCGAAAUCAAUUUCCAGGCAAGCCACUAGGACACUGAUCAACAACAUUCACCACUUGGAGAAACGGAAAAGGCAGGCCGCGCAAAAUGGCGACAAAGCGACUGAAUCCAAGAUAGCAGCAGAAAUUGCCUCCCUUGGUGGGCUCGAGAGAUAUCAACAGGCAAGCCUUCAAGGCCAGAGAAACGACCGGGGAGGGGACAGCUCGAGAGUCUUGAUGGAGUGGCUGAACCUUACCGAGUCCAACCUGAAGGCCACGAGCACGAGCCAAGAGUUACAACGUCUACGAAUGUUGGAGAUCGGGGCACUCAGUACCACCAACGCCUGCUCCCGCAGCGGCUACUUCGACAUCGAGCGCAUCGACUUAAACAGCCAGGGUGAAGGCAUCCUCCAACAGGACUUCAUGGAACGACCCCUACCCAAGGACGAUGCCGAGAGAUUUGAUAUCCUCAGCCUGUCACUUGUGCUCAACUUUGUCCCAGAACCCAAGGGCCGUGGCGACAUGCUUCUCCGCACGCUAGACUUCCUGCGCAUUUCGACCUGCUUCAGAGAUGGGACAGAGGCAGAACUGAGACCAUUCUUCCCCAGUCUCUUCUUCGUCCUGCCCGCACCCUGCGUCACCAAUUCUCGUUAUCUGGACCAAGACAAGCUCAAUGCCAUCUUGGCGUCUCUCGGUUACGAAUUGAUAAGGUCCAAGAUGACUUCAAAGCUCGUCUACUAUUUGUUCAGGCGGACUGCCGAGCAGCCCCCUCUCCUUGGCGGCGGCGUGACUUUUGCCAAACGGGAACUGCGCUCAGGCGCAUCCAGAAAUAAUUUUGCAAUUGUUCUCAAAUCACCAACGCCCAUUGGAUGA